AAGCUGGUCCAGUGCACGCAGUUCCGUGGGACAAUGUGUAAUCAAUUAAGAUUCAGCAAUUCUCGAAAGAAAAUGUAAAGGUUUGCGUUCGUCAUAGCGUAUCUAGUGCACUCUUUUUACGUGCGUCGUGCAGGUCAAUAAUGAUUCAUCGAGCUGCCCAGUAGCGUUGUUGUGGUUGAAAACAGUGCAUUUUCAGGGCUUUGCUUCUUGUGCCAUCUUGUGCUUACCGUGAUUAAGAACUUCCGAUUCCUACUAACGCCCAGAAGAAAGGAGGAUUCAGAAUCAGACCAUCGUUUAGACGCACAAUAGAAUCGAAGGAACAUUUGCCUACCGUCGCGAUAGAAGCUCAUGUACACCAUGUUCUUUUGCAGUAGUAGGUGGCGGUGUAUGUGUGUGGGUUGAUCCUUUGAAGCGUACUUGUUGUGAGUGGCUAACGGUGGACGAGUCGUCCUUUUCCGUAAGCAAAUACUUCUACUAUCGAUACGUAGGUGGCGACGACGUACUUUGUCGAUGAGUGAAAGCUUGGAAGAUAGUCCUCUUUCGGACAAUAGGAUGGAUAUAUCGGACAACACGACCUCGCACGGAUCAUCGCCUCCGCUCCACGUGGAAGGCUCUCCGGAUUAUUCGCCCGUCCAUGAUUCGGCUGGCAUACAGGUGAAUCAACCGCUUCUUGCUCUGUGCCAAUCUGACUCCGAGCUCGGUAACGGCAUAGAAUCGCACAACGAUUCUAACGCAACAACUGGCGCCACGACAGAAUCGAUAGAGAUUCAUAAACUGUCGGCUAACAAAUCGCCUUCCAUUGUAUCAUCUCGAGUAACAUCAUCGACCGGACUGACGCCCGUCAGCAGCCAUCCGUUGAUGAUGUCACCGACGGGAAGCGAGUCGGAUAUGUCGGAGUUUAUAGUGGAGACAGCAGGGUGCCGAAAGCCGGCCGUGCGUAAUUACUAUCACUAUCCGGACGUGGUACCGGCGAGCGAACAACCAUUGCGCCUGGCCAGCCCAUACGCGAAUCGUCGUACCAUGGAGAAAAAAGAUAAUGGAUCGAUAGUAGCCGAUGAGAAGCGUUCUCACGUAGCCAUGGUGACGCCAGCAAGACGUGCUAAGUGUUCGCCAUCGAAACGGUUGCCAGCAGCGGGCGAUGGUUCGAAAGAUAAAUCCAACACAGCUACAGCCACCUCGACGCUUGAUGUUAUUAACAAUGCCAUCCAUAGGGGUGCCGAGAAUGUCCCGAACAGCGUUUCUCCCGUCCGUCAGCGAGGAACCGAGGAGAUGGGUUCGGAUUUUUUCAGCACCGAUUCGGAGGUCGAGGAACCAUACGAUGAAGAAGAUGUUUCAUUAUUUCAGGCUUCCGUUACGCCGACAUUUCAAUCAGUGGCAUUGCACGCUUCGCCACCCCAGUCAGACGGUCCGUCACCCACCGGUGGACAGCAGCGGAAGCACAAGCCACAUUCCAAAUCGAUCUCGCCACGUUUGCACCAGCGCCGUAAAGUUCCACUGCCGAGCGAUCUGCUAGUAGAUGACGUUAGCUCGAUGGAAGACACGCUAUCGAACCAGAGCGUGGACGAACUGCAGCAGAACCUUGUGUCGCUCAGCCCAUCGUCCUCCAUAUUGGAUGAUAAUGGGUUUAACGUGGAUAUCGAUGAAGACUUUCUCGAUCUGCCCGGUACGCCUAAGGCAACCGCAUUGGUUGCCGAUCCGGAUGUUCACGAUGUGGUGCCCGGGCGUUCGUCUGCUCUGCCGCAGUAUUCAGCCCGAGAGGAGGCUCGGGAUAUUCGGAACUGGCAGAAGAUUACGCUGCCGGAUGGGAAAACGCGCGAGAUCGAUAUGAAGGUAAUCGAACCGUAUAAGUGUGUGCUAUCGCACGGAGGCUAUCUGCAGGCGGGUGGGCACAAUGCCAUCGUAGUAUUCAGUGCGUGCCAUCUGCCGGAUCGUUCCCGAGCCGAUUACCAUUAUGUGAUGAACAAUCUGUUUUUAUAUGUGGUAAAAACGCUCGAACAACUGGUAACGGAGGACUACGUGUUGGUGUAUCUGCAUGGUGGUUCAAGCCGGGGCAAUGUUCCUCCGUUUCCUUGGUUGAAAAAAUGUUACCAGUUGCUUGAUCGUCGACUAAGAAAAAGCCUUCGCUAUCUGUACAUGGUGCAUCCGACGUUUUGGCUAAAAAGUGUUGUAUGGAUGGCAAGACCCUUCAUUAGUUCGAAAUUUUGGCGAAAACUCGUGUACGUAACAUCGUUGGAAGAGUUGUACAAGCUGGUACCAGUAGAAAAGGCGGCUGUACCAGACAAGGUGAAAAACUACAACGCACGGUAAAGUAAGACAUUUUGCAAUGCGUGUUAUAUGGUAAUGGCUUUCGGGAGGUUAUGUUUUGUCGGGUUUGGAGGAGGUCGGUAUGUUCUUAUUAAUUUAUGUAUGUUUGUUCUACUCCUCACCUACACGAAGAGUUUAUUGUGCAUUGGUUCCGUAAAGAGGAAAAAGAAUAGAAAGAUCUGUUUUUAUGAUUGUGUUUUUUUGGAAUAUAUUGAAUAUGGGGAAAAUGUAAGCUGACGCAAAUAGUUCGUGCCGUCUUCUGAGACUUGUGCACUAAAUCGACGAAACAAGCAAUGAUAUCUUUAAGAUGUAGUUGGAAUCAACACAUAUGGUCAGAAUGUAGCCAAAUAGAGCGAAAUCUGCGUAGAAUGUAGUGCAGCACUGGUAGUUAUGGAAAGCACUUUUCAUUCUCAGUCCACACUGGCCGCUAGCGCCAUGGACGUCACUAUCAAUCAAUCAAACGAACGUAGAAUACAAUUCGAACAAUGGGCACGCGGCGGUACUGCCGUGUGUGCGACCAUAACUUGUCCUUUGAGUAGACAAAUGACAGUGAAACGAGAGUAACAUUGUUUACGCGUUUCUUUACCGCUAUGGUUCCAGGAAUUAGUGCGGGUUGUUAGUAAAUCCAGAAGAUACAGGGGGAGAGUAUUAUUAUCGUGAAUAGUAAUGUAAACGCAUAUCGAACUGCCUAAAGAAUGGGAUAUAUUUAACUGGUCUCGACUAGUGUGUAGUGAAUGGCUUGUUUUAUGUUAGACUGAGCAAGUCCUAAGAAACAAACGAUUGUUUGCCGAUUUCAGUUUUGUUUACGGAUCGAAAAGUAGUGGAUUAUUUUUCCGCAAAGCA
This is a messenger RNA of Anopheles moucheti, 3147 nucleotides long. RefSeq names its product protein prune homolog 2. Bases 511 to 2307 code for a protein of 598 amino acids. Gene Ontology annotation, cellular component: cytoplasm. The record is from RefSeq and is a predicted model, not a curated record. Lineage: Eukaryota; Metazoa; Arthropoda; Insecta; Diptera; Culicidae. The transcript has 4 exons.